Mercenaria mercenaria is the source of this 3161-nucleotide messenger RNA. Its product is annotated as neuronal acetylcholine receptor subunit alpha-5-like. The coding region runs from base 654 to 2486 and encodes 610 amino acids. Gene Ontology annotation, cellular component: postsynaptic membrane; neuron projection; synapse. The record is from RefSeq and is a predicted model, not a curated record. The transcript has 10 exons. Gene Ontology annotation, molecular function: transmembrane signaling receptor activity; acetylcholine-gated monoatomic cation-selective channel activity. Gene Ontology annotation, biological process: nervous system process; regulation of membrane potential; chemical synaptic transmission. NCBI's taxonomy places the organism in Eukaryota, Metazoa, Mollusca, Bivalvia, Venerida, Veneridae.
UCAAUACAAUCUUUAUGGAAUCAGACGCUUACAUUUCUCUCACUCUAUCUUUUUCUCUUGUCCCAGCAUUGAUGGAAUAACGACAACUUAGUAAUUUGUUUCCAUAGAAACGUUAACUUUAUAUUUCCUAUUGGAGAUUCUGUGUAUCAGCGGUCAUGUUGUUUUACCAACAUCUGAAUGUUAUUUGAAAUUUUGAAUCUGAGAUGCAACACAAGAAUUUAUUAUCUAUUCAAAGGAAAUACUUCAUAUGAAUUUCUAUAGAUAAAUAGUGUUUGGAGUAGAACUGGAACAUAAAAAAAAUAUUCCGGAAAAUACGACGUUGUAUAGUGUAAAAUCUUCGUAAGGAAAGGAUAAAUAUACUUAGAAGGGAGUUUGCAUUGGUAGAUUGAGUGCAUUACGUCCUUUCAUUAUUCAGUAUAAGACGAAAGAGCAAAGUUAUACCAUAGCUUGUCUAUGUCUGGGCGAAAAAGAAGAAGAAAAGCUCCCAUAUUCAAUUUGCCGUGCGAAAUUAAUGAAGUGAAUGCAGAAAGAAUUGGUUCUGAAUAAAGCCUAAUGGAAAGUCACGAUUUUAUGAGAGUUGAUCCCUGGAGGACAGGAAAUUAGCCGACAACGAAAUAAAUGUGUUCGAAAUGCAGGAACAUUCCGCCUAAUGAAUGAAGUUAGAAAUUACAACAAUGACCGAAGAACCAUAUAUCGCCUUGAUGAAAUUUGUUUUCAUCGUCUACAUUAUACAUCCAUCACAGUCGCAAAUGAAUGAAAACAUCACAUACAUAUCAGACGAUUAUCCGACUACUGUUCCUGAUGAACAACGACUUUACGAAUACUUGAUGGAUGGUUACGAAAAAUCCGUGCGGCCAGUACGAAAUUCCUCUACUAUUCUUCUCGUAAAAUUUGCUCUGCAUCUCAACCAGAUCAUUGGCUUGGAUGAAAGACAUCAAGUCCUAACGACCAAUGUGUUUAUCGACCAGCAAUGGUUAGACGAAAGUCUUUCCUGGGAACCAGAUGACUACAACAAUAUCCGGUCAAUUCGGAUACCAGCGAGCAAUGUUUGGUUACCAGACACUUUCAUAUACAACAACGCUGAUGGAGGAUCUACUGGAUUUAUGAAAGGAACGUAUGUGUUGGUAAACUAUAAUGGGACAGUACUCUGGCCGGUACCUGUCAAACUGAAGAGCUCUUGCAAGGUUGACAUCACUUACUUCCCUUUCGACGACCAAUUGUGCUUUCUACGAUUUGGUUCCUGGAUUUACAGCAGUUUGUGGAUGGACUAUGACACCAUGUAUCAAAAUCGCUCCAUUGAACUUUCAUCAUACGUUAACAAUAGUGAAUGGGAUUUAUUAUCUGUAAUGCUCAAAAAGAAUAUUCGCGUUCAUUCCUGCUGUGAAGACCCCUACCCGGACCUCACAUACACUUUGCACGUGCGCAGAAAGACAUUUUAUUACAUCUUUAAUAUCAUCGUUCCGUGCAUCAUGUUAUCAAUAUUGACACUGCUGACUUUUUGGUUGCCACCUACUUCCGGUGAAAAGAUAACUCUUGGUUUGUCUGUCUUCCUCGCAUUUUCUAUGUUUAUGUUGCUCAUUGCGGAAGAAGUACCAGCCACGUCCGAAGCUGUUCCACUCAUAGGUAUUUAUCUUUGCGUUGUUAUGACCCUGACCUCUCUUUCUGUUAUAAUGGCGGUAAUGGUGAUCAAUUUGUACAACCGUGGUGCGAAGACACGAAGAGCACCGGUAUGGGUGCGUGUUCUUGUUCUCAAGUGGAUUUCCUUUAUAUUACGCAUGCGCCAUGACCUUGAAAGAAUUGUAGAAUCAAUCAAUUUGGAAAGUGACGCUGAAAUAGACACAAGACGUAGUUCAUUUAGAGCAAAGAGAAGACAAACGUCAAUGAGGAGGACACGAGAAACCGCUCUAUCUUCAAUACAAGAAUACACAUUAUCGCGACAUAACACAAUACGCCGUCGUCAUAGUAACAAUGAAUCUAACGCUGAUGAUGACGAAGGUGCUGCAGCAACACCACUUACUGCUGAUAUAGACAAUGAUCAAGAAAACGAGGUGAUUUGGAUACGGCGUGAUGACGUCUAUCCGGAAACGAAUAAGCCGAAAACUAUGAAAUUUGAAAUGGAGGAGCACGGCGGUCGGAAUGAACACGUUCAACCUUCUAGUUCUAGAAUGGCUCAUAGACAAACAGAAUUUCGACCAAGACCGAAAUUUAAGACUCAGAAGGCUACAAAGCCAUGUAUCAUCUCAAACGAAAUAAAACCUAAAGAAGGUGAUACGAAAAGUGAAAUAUAUUACCGGAAGUUGAUUGUGGCAGAAUGGCAGCGCGUUGCUGCUGUUGUUGACAGACUUCUAUUUUGGCUUUACUUCAUUGGAACUAUCGCAUCAUACAUGGUUAUUCUUAUCAUCAUUCCGGGAGAAAAUUAUGAUUUAUGGGAUGCUAAAAUACAGCAAACUCCGUACAUAAGAUCUAACAGUAGAUAUACUAUGUAGUGUAAAUACGGGAAUGUUGCAUAUGUAUGUAACAAGUCAUGUUACACGCAUUAAUAUGAAAGACCAGUGAUGACACUUCUUAAUUCAGACUUCGUAUUUCAUGAUUCGCACUUCAGACUUCAUGGAAAAAUGCUUUAUCAUUACAUGUAUAUAGGAUCUUGCUUCACACUUCACAUUUCAUAGUUCAGACCUCAUACUCCACACUUCAUACUUCACACCUCGCACCUCUGACUUCAUACAUCAUACUUCUGACUUCAUGUAAAGUGUGAAGUCUGAAAUGUGAAGUCUGAAGUCUGAAAAAUAAAGUGUGAAGUAUAAAAUAUAAAAUCUUAAAUGUGAAGAAUGAAGUGUCACCAUCGGUCUUUCGUACAUUAAUCUUACUGAUUGCUUUCAGUAAAAGGCAAUCUAGAACAAUCUUCAAAUAAUUAACCAUAAACGAUAAAAAAUAUACUGAGCAGAAAAUACCCUUUCUUUAGAACAAACAUCAAUGGUACAUUUUUUUAAUGUAUUGCACGGUAAUUUGGAAAAAAAAAUAUUUCAAACGACAGACAAUAUUUUCUAAUGACAUGUUCAUGGAGCCAAAUAAUACUUAUAUUAAAAUGUUGUUUGAAAUGUUUAUCUUUUGUUAUUAAACAAAAUAACCAAGAACUCGGCAUUAAAUUUAACUGUCAUGAA